AUGUCAGAGAAGGUUGCUUGUGUGCCUGAGGCGUUUCUCUUUGGCAUGCUCGGUGCGGCUGCCUCGCUGGCCUUCGCAAAUAUUGGUGCUGCAUUUGGCACAGCAAAAGCCGGUGUGGCCGUGGCACAUCUUGGUAUUGUACAGCCAGGGCGCGUGAUGCGUGGUAUUGUACCAGUUGUGAUGGCUGGUAUUCUUGGUAUCUACGGUCUUAUUGUCUCUGUUAUUAUUAGCAACAACAUGAAAACAAGUGGUUAUAUGCUUUUCUCUGGUUACAUGCAUCUCGCGGCAGGUCUUGCAGCAGGUAUCGCAUCCCUUGCGGCAGGAUACGCCAUUGGUAUUGUCGGUGACAUUUGCUGUUAUGCAUAUGCCAAGACGGAAAAAAUAUUUGUGCCGAUGAUUCUUAUGCUUAUCUUUGCUGAGGCUCUAGGAUUGUAUGGACUUAUCAUUGCCCUCCUUAUGAACAACCGUGCAACAUCUGUCGCCACGACGUGUGUGUAG
This is a messenger RNA of Trypanosoma theileri, 498 nucleotides long. RefSeq names its product putative vacuolar ATP synthase 16 kDa proteolipid subunit. The record is from RefSeq and is a predicted model, not a curated record. The transcript has a single exon. Gene Ontology annotation, molecular function: proton-transporting ATPase activity, rotational mechanism. Gene Ontology annotation, biological process: proton transmembrane transport. Lineage: Eukaryota; Euglenozoa; Kinetoplastea; Trypanosomatida; Trypanosomatidae. The coding region runs from base 1 to 498 and encodes 165 amino acids. Gene Ontology annotation, cellular component: proton-transporting V-type ATPase, V0 domain.